AUGUGCGCACAAGAUGCUUUUCAGACACAGAGAAGCCAGCUGGUGGAGUUGCUGGUCUCAGGGUCCCUGGAGGGCUUUGAGAGUAUUGUGGACCGGCUGCUUUCCCGGGAAGUCCUCUCCUGGGAGGACUAUGAGGGGCUUAGCCUCGUGGGCCAGCCCAUCUCCCACUUGGCCAGGCGCCUCCUGGACACCAUCUGGAAUAAGGGUGCUUGGGGCUGUGAACAACUGACUGCAGCUGUGCAGGAGGCCCAGGCCGACAGCCAGCGCCCCGAGCUUCCCAGCUCCUGGGACCCCCACUCACCCCACCCAGCCCGUGACCUGCAGAGUCAUCGGCCAGCCAUUGUCAGGAGACUCUACGGCCACGUGGAGGGUGUGCUGGACCUGACACAGCAGCGGGGUUUCAUCAGCCAGUAUGAAACUGAUGAAAUCAGGCGGCCCAUCUUCACGUCAUCCCAGCGGGCAAGAAGGCUCCUUGAUCUCGCCACAGUGAAGGCGAAUGGGUUGGCUGCCUUUCUUCUACAGUGUAUUCAGGAAUUACCGGUCCCAUUGGCCCUGCCUUUUGAAGAUGCUGCCUGUAAGAAGUACAUGUCCAAACUGAGGACCGUUAUAUCAGCUCAGUCUCGUUUCCUGAGCACCUAUGAUGGAGCAGAGAAUCUUUGCCUGGAAGAAGUGUAUACAGAGAAUGUUCUGGAAAUCCAGAUGGAGGUGGGCAUGGCUGGACCUUCGCAGCAGAGCCCUACCACCCUAGGCCUGGAGGAGCUCUUCAGCACCCGUGACCAUUUUAACAAAGAGGCAGACACUGUGCUGGUGGUGGGCGAGGCAGGCAGCGGCAAGAGCACGCUCUUGCAGCAGCUGCACCUGCUCUGGGCUUCAGGGCAGGCCUUCCAGGAAUUUCUCUUCGUCUUCCCGUUCAGCUGCCGGCAGCUGCAGUGCCUGGUGAAACCGCUGUCCGUGCAGACGCUGCUCUUCGAACACUGCUGUUGGCCCGACCUUGGCCCCCAGGAUAUCUUCCAGGUCCUCCUUGACCACCCUGAGCGCAUCCUCUUAACCUUCGACGGCUUUGAUGAGUUCAGGUUCAGGUUCACGGAUCAGGAGCGUCACUGCUGUCCGACUGCCCCCACGUCAGUCCAGAGUCUGCUCUUCAACCUUCUGCAGGGCAACCUGCUAAAGAACGCCUGCAAGGUGUUGACCAGCCGUCCAGGCGCGGUAUCAGCGAGCCUCCGAAAGCACGUGCGCAUAGAACUCAGCCUCAAGGGCUUCUCGGAAGAGGGCAUCGAACUGUACCUGAGGAAGCGGCAUCGCGAGCCUGGGGUGGCUGACCGCCUCCUCUGCCUGCUCAGAGCCACCUCAGCCCUGCACGGUCUGUGCCACCUGCCCGUCUUCUCCUGGAUGGUGUCCAAAUGCCACGAGGAGCUGUUGCUGCAGGGCCGGGGGACCCCAAAGACCACCACGGAUAUGUACCUGCUGAUCUUGCGGCACUUUCUGCUGCACGCUUCCCCCCCACCCUUAGCCACCCAUGGCCCAGGACCCAGCCUGAUUCAGGGCAGGCUCCCCACACUCCUGCACCUUGGCCACCUGGCUCUCUGGGGCCUGGGCACGUGCUGCUACGUGUUCUCAGCCAAACAGCUGCAGGUGGCACACGUCGAUAGUGAGGACCUUUCUCUUGGCUUCCUGGUGCAUGCCAAGAGGGUUGUACCCGGGAGUACAGCCCCCCUGGAAUUUCUGCAUAUCACUUUCCAGUGCUUUUUUGCUGCAUUCUACCUCGCCCUUAGUGCCGACACCCUGCCAUCCUCCCUCAGACAUCUCUUCCAAGGUCACAGGCCUGGAAGCUCGCCGCUGGCCAGGGUGCUGCCCAAAUGGUUCCUGCGGGGCUCCCGAUGCAAAGAGGGCAGUGUGGCUGCUUUGCUGCAGGGGGCCGAGCCGCACAACCUCCAGAUCACAGGGGCCUUCCUGGCAGGGCUGUUGUCCCAGGAGCACCGGAGCUUGCUGACCGAGUGCCAGGCCUCUGAGACGGCCCUGCUCCGGCGCUGGGACUGUGUCCGGCGGUGUCUGACCCGCAGCCUCUGCGAGCACUUCCGCUUCAUCCCACCUGCCGUGCCGGGUGAGGCCAAGAGCAUGCACGCCCUGCCCGGCUUCCUCUGGCUCAUCCGGAGCCUGUACGAGAUGCAGGAGGAGCGGCUGGCGCGGGAGGCCGUGCGCAGGCUGAACGUCGGGCACCUCAAGCUGACCUUCUGCAGUGUGGGCCCGGCCGAGUGUGCCGCCCUGGCCUUCGUGCUGCGCCACCUCCGGCGGCCUGUGGCCCUGCAGCUGGACCACAACUCUGUGGGUGACAUCGGCGUGGAGCAGCUGCUGCCUUGCCUGGGCGUCUGCAAAGCUCUUUACUUGCGAGAUAACAACAUCUCAGACCGAGGCAUCUGCAAGCUGGUUGAACAUGCUCUUCGCUGUGAGCAGUUGCAGAAGUUAGCUCUAUUCAACAACAAGUUGACCGAUGGCUGUACACACUCCAUGGCCAGGCUCCUUGCGUGCAAGCAGAACUUCUUGGCUUUGAGGCUAGGAAACAACCACAUCACGGCCGCGGGAGCCGAGGUGCUCGCCCAGGGUCUCAGAACUAACAACUCCUUGCAGUUUUUGGGGUUCUGGGGCAACCAGGUGGGUGACGAGGGGGCCCAGGCCUUGGCUGCAGCCUUGGGUGAUCACCAGAGCUUGAGGUGGCUCAGCCUGGUGGGGAACAACAUUGGCAGCGUGGGUGCUCAAGCCUUAGCAUUGAUGUUGGAAAAGAAUAUGGCCCUGGAAGAACUCUGCCUGGAGGAGAACCACGUCCAGGAUGAAGGUGUAUGUUUCCUCGCCAAAGGACUUGCAAGAAACUCAAGUUUGAAAGUCCUGAAGCUGUCUAACAACCACAUCACCUCCCUUGGGGCAGAGGCCCUCCUGUGGGCCCUUGAAAAGAAUGACACCAUUCUGGAAGUCUGGCUCCGAGGAAACACUUUCUCUCCAGAGGAAAUUGAGAAACUCAGCCACCAGGAUACCAGACUCUUGCUCUGAUGUCUCCAGGCCAGCGUUCAGCUCAGUGUGUUUGGGAAGAGGCCAUGGGUUUGGAUCCCAGGAUGGGACGACAUCUGAGAACAGCCCACUCAGAUGGAACCCGGAUCUGCCCAGGGCCAACCCAAUAGGUCACCUUUGUUCUAGCACAGGAAAGCACAUCAGUGCCCUGUGGAGUAGACUUCACUGAGUCUCAACUUUGCCAUCAACUUCUUGCCAAGACUCAAUCCUGGGAUGUUGAAGAGGGGCAGCCUGCCUGUACAGGAUGGGGCUGAUCUCAAGUCAAGGUGACCUGCGUCAGGGAGGCCCACGGAUGCCACUGAGUAUUUAUGGGUGUAGAGAGCUCCCCACGAGGAGGGAUACUUGGGAAGUAACUGUUUGCUUUGUCUUAGCUCGUGGUCAUCCAUCAGGUUGUUCUCUACAUCAGGUUUGUCCACUCAUCCUGGACCCUUCACAUGGCACUUCCUCUGUGGUUGAGAUCCAGAAUGUAGGCAUUCUCACCUUUGAUCUUUCCCUUGUACACUGGCCCUGCUCCCACCUUCCCAUCCACCUCAACCCUCCCUCCAUCCAGGGUGGGAGGGGCUACAACUCACCCUGCUCUCCUUCUGGUACUUAAGACAGUAUUGAAAGGGGACAGGUGACAUACAUGUGUUCCUCAAGACAUUCUAGAGUUUCAAGAAAAAUAUGACUGCCCAGCAACUGGACUUUUAUUUCCAGUGAAAUCAAUUACUCUUCAGUUAAACCUUUGGGAACAACUCCUUAUCCAAAUGCAACUUUUAAAAUUAACCUAGGCCAGAAUUUUGAACACCACCAGGUCUCUGAUGCCUGUGAACUGAACUCUGGCAGCAGACUUCCAAAAUAUAUUCAUAAGAGAUGGUUUGGUUUUGUUUUUGCUAGGCUGCUUUAGGAUAUAAAGUUAUAGAUCAAAAGUUUACAGGACAAAAUCAAAGGCCCUUCCUUAUAAAACAAAUGUUUUUCUCUGAAUUUUUCAGAAGCUUCUGUAAACUGUCAGGUGCUGGGCAAGUGUUAUUAUUCUCAACACUGUUAUUUGUGGAAAACUGGUUAAUGUUUAUAAACUACUUUGUUUUAUUCUCCCUAGUUCAUGAUUUUAUUAAAAAAAAAAAAUGACCAUGAAUGUUAUGCUGUAAAUAAUCACAGAAGAUAAAACUAUUGAGUCA
This is a messenger RNA of Budorcas taxicolor (takin), 4217 nucleotides long. It is a transcript of the gene NOD2, whose product is annotated as nucleotide binding oligomerization domain containing 2. Gene Ontology annotation, molecular function: protein binding. The transcript is spliced from 11 exons. Gene Ontology annotation, biological process: regulation of apoptotic process. The coding region runs from base 1 to 3042 and encodes 1013 amino acids. Lineage: Eukaryota; Metazoa; Chordata; Mammalia; Artiodactyla; Bovidae. The record is from RefSeq and is a predicted model, not a curated record.